This is a messenger RNA of Scleropages formosus (Asian bonytongue), 2700 nucleotides long. RefSeq names its product dnaJ homolog subfamily B member 1-like. The transcript has 3 exons. Gene Ontology annotation, biological process: negative regulation of transcription by RNA polymerase II. Gene Ontology annotation, cellular component: cytosol. Gene Ontology annotation, molecular function: transcription corepressor activity; Hsp70 protein binding. The coding region runs from base 560 to 1564 and encodes 334 amino acids. NCBI's taxonomy places the organism in Eukaryota, Metazoa, Chordata, Actinopteri, Osteoglossiformes, Osteoglossidae. The record is from RefSeq and is a predicted model, not a curated record.
CAGUGAGAUGGAACUUUCGAUAGGGAUUAUCACGUUUAAAAGUUGUCCUCCUUUCUUCUUUGGAACUCUGUGUAAUGAAAGGUAGUCGGGUCGUCGAAGCAGAGCCUGCGUUCUGACUAGUGAAUUAAAAAAGUAGGCGUCUCUGUGGGGGGGGGGAACUUUCGUUCGAAACGGGUGACGUGUCGGCAGGAAGGCGGGUCUUCGAGUCCGGAAUGCGGACGUGUUUCUAUCCAAAGAUUCCCAAGUCGACUGGCUGCUUCUGGAACUUUCUGUGCCGGCUCACGCAAAACAAACAGCAACUUCAGCCAACUUUGUAUUGUUGUUUUUGCGUCGGCGAGAAAUAGCUUUUUAACUAAGGUCGCUCGCGACUGUUGCAGUAACCGCUUUGCGAUCUCGCGUGGAUCAUAUAUAUAUAUAUAUAUAUAAAACGAGGGGGGAAAAGAUCAAGAUGUGUUUACAGUUUUUGGAAUCACGUGCUGGACCAGCGCACGGAUUAUGACCGCGGCAAAUAUUUAUUAAUUAACGUAGCUGUGAUCCGAGUGUCUGCGCAGCGGAGGCCAUGGGGAAGGAUUAUUAUCGGGUGCUUGGGGUCGCGAGCUGCGCGUCCGAGGAGGACAUCAGGAAGGCGUAUCGGCGACAGGCGCUCAAGUUGCACCCGGACAAGAACCGGAGCCCCGGGGCCGAGGAGGCUUUCAAGGAGAUCGCCGAGGCGUACGACGUGCUGAGCGACGCCAAGAAGAGGGGCAUCUACGACCUGUACGGGGAGGAAGGGUUGAAAGGUUCGUCUGGAGGAGGGGAGUCAAGCGAUGCCGACUUCAGCUACUCCUUCCAUGGGGACCCUCAUGCCAUCUUUUCUGAGCUUUUCGGUGGCCGUAGCCCAUUUGAGCACUUCUUCGGCAAGGGCAUGGACAAUGACCUGGAUGUGGGCGACCCCUUCGAGGGGUUCGGGAUUGGAGGCUUCCCCGGGUUCCAGUCUUCUUUCAAGACGCAGCCCGCUCACAGAGCACGGAGGAAGAAGAAGGACCCUCCCGUCGUGCACAACCUGCAGGUGAGCCUGGAGGAGGUCUUCUCUGGCUGCACCAAGAGGAUGAAGAUCUCGCACCGGCGCCUCAACACAGAUGGCCACACGACCCGGCGCGAGGAUAAGAUCCUCACAGUGGAGGUGAAGCGGGGCUGGAAGGAAGGCACCAAGAUCACAUUCCCCAAGGAGGGCGACGAAACUCCCACCAACAUCCCGGCCGACGUAGUCUUCGUGAUUAAGGACAAGCCACACCCCGUCUUCCGCAGGGAAGGCUCUGACAUUGUCUACAUCGCAAGAGUGUCCCUUAGAGAAGCUCUGUGCGGCUGCACGGUCAACGUUCCCACUCUGGACAGCAGAACAGUUGCAGUGACAUUGCAAGAUGUGGUCCAGCCGGGGAUGAAGAAGCGUGUGCCGGGGGAGGGGCUGCCCCUGUCCAAAUCCCCUGAGACAAGGGGCGACCUGGUGCUCGAGUUCCAGGUGCUCUUCCCUGACCAGCUGGAGCAUGGAGCUCGUGAGGUCAUUGCCUGUGUGCUGCCGCCCUGAAUGCUGCCAGGACUGAAACUGUCCAGAAUCAGACUUCCACCAGGGAAAUUCUUUCUUUCUCUAUUUAUAUAUUUAUAUUAAAAAAAAACAUAACUGAAUGAUUUUUUUCCAGUGUUUUGAAAGGUGAUUACCUCAUCGUGGGUGAGAUGAACAGCUGAGUGCUUCUGAAAAGGUGGAUCUUGUGUGUAAGUCAAACCUUGGGCCCAACCCUCCACAUGUGUGCAAGAUGAUGAUACUUAAACUUUUUUUUGAAGGUUAAAAACCAGGGUAAGGGCUGAAGGGGAGGAUCUCUGAACAUAUCUGUACUUCACACACCCUCUGUCACUGCCAGUGUGAGCCCUGCUGAAGUUGUGAUAAUGAGGUGUGUUACAGGUGGUGGAUAUUCCCACACACAACCCGAAUGUCCCUCUGGUGCUGGAGGGAGUGCUUGUGUGUGCUCACAUAGCACUAGAUCUCACUUUUACCCCAGUGGGCUGUCUGGUUUUUGUGUGUGUGUGUGUGUGUGUGCGUGCGCACGCAAUGCACGUGCGCAUUGCUGUAUAUUCAGCACAUUGCUGAGUUUAGGAGCUUGAACAUACUAAUAAUCUUCAUAUAUGCAAUCUCCAUCACUGGGAUUUAAACCCAUUCCCUUCACCCUCAUGCUGCCACGCACAGGGUCCUAGGUUUGGGGCUGACUGCUGAGUAACUCCUCCACGGUCCGGGUUCUGUCCUCACAGCUCUUGUCUUUGUGCCAUUUCAUGUUCCCCCCUCACUGCCUUAUGCGUACACAGUAGGUCAACAGCUCUGCACAGCUGCCAUGUGUACAACCAUUUAUAGUUUUUAAUCAAACCCAAAUUUAUCAGUUCCUGACUGAACAGAUUUAUGGAUUAUUUGGACUGAUUUAGGCUGCUCCUUUUGCAGCAAGGCUUUUAGUUGUGUGUUGAAGCGUUGCAAAACCUGCACAAACUGCAGGUCCAACACAGGGACCUCCGCACAUGUGACUCGAACCAGCAACCUUCAGAAGACAUGUACAUGUUCUUAGCUAACAAUAGCCUUUUCCUUCUCUCGGUGGCACAGCAGGCUUGCUAGUUAGGAUUUCCACAUGCCAUUGUGGACUGAGUAGGGUUUACCAUAGGAGCUGUGAAAAAAAAAAAAAA